AUGGAGGCUGACUGUGGAAGCCAACAUAAGGCGGAGGAUGAGCAGGCCAUUGAGGCUGACUGUGGAAGCCAACAUGAGGCGGAGGAUGAGCAGGACAUGGAGGCUGACUGUGGAAGCCAACAUGAGGCGGAGGAUGAGCAGGCCAUGAAGGCUGACUGUGGAAGCCAAUAUGAGGCGGAGGAUGAGCAGGCCAUGGAAGCUGACUGUGGAAGCCAACAUGAAGCGGAGGAUGAGCAGGCCAUGGAGGCUGCCAGUGGAAGCCAACAUGAGACGAAGGGUGAGCAGGCCGUGGAGGCUGACUGUGAAAGCCAACAUGAGGCAAAAGAUGAGCAGGCCAUAAAGGCUGACUGUGGAAGCCAACAUGAGGCGGAGGAUGAGCAGGCCAUGCAGGCUGACUGUGAAAGCCAACAUGAGGCGGAGGAUGAGCAGGCAAUAAAGGCUGACUGUGGAAGCCAACAUGAGGCGAAGCAUAAGAAAGCCAUGGAGGCUGACUGUAGAAGCCAUCAUGAGGUGGAGGAUGAGCAGGCCAUGGAGGCUGACUGUGGAAGCCAACCUGAGGUGGAGGAUGAGAAAGCCAUGGAGGCUGACUGUGGAAGCCAACAUGAGGCGGAGGAUGAGAAAGCCAUGGAGGCUGACUGUGGAAGCCAACAUGAGGUGGAGGAUGAGCAGGCCAUUGAGGCUGACUGUUGA
Molecule: messenger RNA, 690 nt
Organism: Liolophura sinensis
Lineage: Eukaryota; Metazoa; Mollusca; Polyplacophora; Chitonida; Chitonidae
Product: RNA polymerase-associated protein LEO1-like
Exons: 1
Coding region: 1-690 (229 amino acids)
Source: RefSeq, a predicted model, not a curated record